Messenger RNA from Hymenoscyphus albidus, 328 nucleotides. NCBI's taxonomy places the organism in Eukaryota, Fungi, Ascomycota, Leotiomycetes, Helotiales, Helotiaceae. The record is from the annotation of a GenBank genome assembly.
AUGGCUACAUGGCACUCUCUGCAGGAACUGGCGCUCAAGACCAAGGUUAAAUGUAGGUUCGAUUGUCUCACAAGAAAGGCAGGCCACCGCGCCGCGCAGAUUCGUUUGUUGCGUACUUUACCAAGUCCACCCAGAUUCUGACGAAUGGUGCCUGAGUCUCGGCGAUGAUGCUCUAUUCAUCUUCAACAAUUUCCAUUCUGGAGCCGUCGUGACUGCUGCGCCUGCCUGUUUUACGAGCGUUGCAGCAAUAGUAUUCCAAUCAAUGGUAUAUCCAAUGGCACUGCGCCGCGCCGGUGAGGGUAAACAGUGUCAUCGAGUGGAGCAAUGA